ACUGAUAGAACUCUCACUGCUCACCCACCUCUCUCACUGAGCGGUGUCUUGUUCUGCUAAGUACGAGAAGUGGAACUAUUACCUGCCCAGCUGUAGUAGGAGGGCGUGGAACGGUGGUGGUUGUUGCUGUGUUGCGGCGCCCUUGAUAUAGGAGGCAAUGGUAGCAAGAGGGUCGUUCGCCUACAGGAGGAGGUUGUGGGCGGCUAUCAUGGGCGUGAUGUUCUUGUUGUUCGGGUACACCGGCGUUUUGCUCUCCAGAUGCCCUUACAACAUCGCCUACAGCAAGGCAGCAGGCCGGACGCCGCACCCACUCUUGGACGCCCACACUCAGGGAGAGACGCUGACGGGGGAGGAACCAUCAAACGACAGAGGGCCUGCCGCUGGGCCCCUCGUGGUGCUGUUGCUGAGCUCCAUGCCUCGCAGCGGCUCCACGCUGCUCACUGACCUGCUCGGCAAGAUCCAGGACUCCGUGGCGGUGUUUGAGCCGCUGUGGCUCAUCGAGAAGACCGAGUGUUUCAAAGACGAGGCGUGCAUUCAGCGAUACUUGGGGGAGAUUUUCUCCUGCACCUUCAGUGAUGACUUCGAGAACUGGCUCAAGGGGAAGGGUCUGUUUUUCCAGUACUUUAAUGAACAGGCGCGGAAGUGCCUUGCUCAGAAGGGAAAGGAGAAAGAUGCCUGCUUGAAGGCCAUGAACCUGCGGGCGCUGUGCGCGGCGACGUCCGUGGUAGUGGUGAAGGUGGUGCGCGCCAGGAUGGCGUGGCUGCACAACAUGCUCGAGGACUCGCUCAUCAACCUGAAGGUGCUGCAGCUGACGCGGGACCCGCGGGCCUCCCUCAGGUCCAUCGCCACCUUCGGGUGGGACAGCAACCCCCCCUCGCGGUGCGCGGAGCUCGAGGACGACCUGCUGACGUACGAGAGGAUGCGGCAGGCGUUCCCCGACAAGGUGCUGCAGGUGCACUACGAGCGGCUGUGCCUGCACCCCACGGAGGUCACCAAGGACAUGUUCCGCUUCCUGCUGGACAACGCCACGCUGCCCGCCGCCGUCACCGCCUACGUGCAGCAGCACCUGCUCAGCGGCACCAGCAAGAAGGGCACCAUGACCACCUUCAAGAACAGCUCGGAGGAGUUCCAGGCGUGGCGCUUCAAGAUAAAGGAGAAGCAGCUCAUGGCCAUCGAGGCUGAGCCCGCGUGCCAGCGCGCCAUCCGCCACAUGGGGCACGCCACCUUCGGGUCGGAGGCGUCAGCCAGGAACACCUCCCUGCCACUCAUACUCAACGCCACCUAGAUGCGCCAGUCCCUCCCGCCCAUUCGCCACCUCGUCCUCGUCGUCACCGCACACCGCCGCCUCCUGAUGGUGGAGACCACCGCGCCUACACCUAUGCUGAUGUGCUGGGUCUGCUUGGUAAUUGGACCGCCAGGAGGCACCACGGGUUGUGUGUGUGUGUGUGUGUGUGUGUGACCACUGUCUUGUAGAUCACGUGCUGGAUUCGUGAUCACCAAUUCCCAAAGAAAGCUGAGAGGUCAUGUUGUUCGAUGUUCGAACAAAGCCGAGAUUCUUCAGAGAGAGAGAGAGAGAGAGAGAGAGAGAGAGAGAGAGAGAGAGAGAGAGAGAGAGAGAGAGAGAGAGAGAGAGAGAGUAUAUUCGCACCAGACACCUGCGUCUACACCGAUAUGUCUUCUAAUUAAGCUCAACUUCAUCAGUAAUUAAAACUUUUGAAUAUAU
This is a messenger RNA of Scylla paramamosain (green mud crab), 1723 nucleotides long. RefSeq names its product carbohydrate sulfotransferase 3-like. NCBI's taxonomy places the organism in Eukaryota, Metazoa, Arthropoda, Malacostraca, Decapoda, Portunidae. Gene Ontology annotation, molecular function: N-acetylglucosamine 6-O-sulfotransferase activity. The record is from RefSeq and is a predicted model, not a curated record. Bases 158 to 1285 code for a protein of 375 amino acids. Gene Ontology annotation, biological process: sulfur compound metabolic process; N-acetylglucosamine metabolic process. The transcript has 2 exons.